AUGGACUCGAGCAAUGGAGGAGUAAAGAAAAAAUGUAGAAAAGUAUAUGACUGUAGUGAAUGUUCUUAUUCUACUGCUUGCCGAAGUAAUCUUAAUAAACAUCACAAGAGACACAAUAGAAGUAUUGUGCAACAAGUACAGGGGCUGAUAUGUGAUAGAUGUGGAAAGAAAUAUGCAACCAAAUUUGGGCUGAAACUGCACAUCAAAAGUAAACAUGAGCUAGUGUUUAAACAUUUAUGUGAAUUGUGUGGUAAAGGUUUCAACCAAUCUGUACAGUAUAAACUCCAUUGUUCCAGUCAUGUUAUUGUGCCAGAUAAUGUCUGUCCAAUGUGCAAAGGUGAAUUUAGUGUGGAAUCAAGUUUAAAGCGACAUAUGAGGAUUUGUAAGGAGAUACAUAAAUCAUCAUCUAGUAAAGAAAUGUCGGACCAUUGUGGACAUAAGUGUGAUCAGUGCCAUGCUUUCUACACCACUAAGUCUGGAUUACGAAGUCAUAUAGAAGGCAUGCAUCAAGAAGCCAAGUUUGGGUCAAGAACACACUUGAUUCCAUCGACCAGUAAAAGAAAGUUAGAUGACCUUGAGACAGAAGAUGCUGUAGGGGAUAAUACAGGGCCCUUGUAUCCCCAGAUCCCACCUUCAACACCUUCUCAACCCCCAAGGAAGUGUCAGGUGGAGGAAGGAUACUCCUGGUGGACAUGUGCCAUGUAUGGGAUGCCUUACGACAAAUCAAAGCCACAGCCCCGAAAAGCAGAGGGAAUCUAA
Molecule: messenger RNA, 759 nt
Organism: Ylistrum balloti
Lineage: Eukaryota; Metazoa; Mollusca; Bivalvia; Pectinida; Pectinidae
Product: zinc finger Y-chromosomal protein-like
Exons: 2
Coding region: 1-759 (252 amino acids)
Source: RefSeq, a predicted model, not a curated record